Messenger RNA from Clarias gariepinus (North African catfish), 5125 nucleotides. RefSeq names its product sema domain, immunoglobulin domain (Ig), transmembrane domain (TM) and short cytoplasmic domain, (semaphorin) 4D (gene sema4d). Lineage: Eukaryota; Metazoa; Chordata; Actinopteri; Siluriformes; Clariidae. The coding region runs from base 424 to 3051 and encodes 875 amino acids. The record is from RefSeq and is a predicted model, not a curated record. Gene Ontology annotation, molecular function: semaphorin receptor binding; chemorepellent activity. The transcript has 17 exons. Gene Ontology annotation, biological process: positive regulation of GTPase activity; semaphorin-plexin signaling pathway; axon guidance.
GUGUGUGUGUGUGUUCACACAUCUCUCGCUCAGGAGAUCCCUACUCGACUGUUAGACCAGGAACGUCAGCACUUCUCCCCGGGAAAGAUCUACUUCUUCUUCUUUAUUUUUUUUCCUUCUGGAAUUUUUUUUUAAAUCCCAGGAUGCAUUUGGGCAUCUGUUGUUUUAUUUUUCCCAUCAGGAUGCCUGCACAGGUGAUCUUCCAGGAGCAUCCAGUUCCCCUCUCAGCUGUUUAAGACGUGGAACCAGAGGGACUUUUUUUUUUUUUUUUUUUUAAUGAAUCACCCAGCGCCUUUCGACGCCAUGACGUACAACCCGAGGAUCGUAUAAAUCUCCCCCGCAGGACGGAUCGCCUGGUCUAGCGCAGCGUCGCAUAAGAGCGGCAGAGGUAACCUCACGCUACCGAAGAUCCCGGAGUCUAACAUGGCUCUCAGCGUGCUGGGAGUUUUCCUGGGAUUGCUUCUGGAAGUUUCCACCCACGGACCGUCCAGCGUCCCCAGGACUUUGUGGAGACAUGAAGAGAUUAGCCUGGCGGAGUUCUCCGAGCCGGGUGUGUGUAACUACUCCACUCUGUUGCUGAGCGAGGAGCGUGGCGCGCUGUAUGUCGGAGCCAGGGAGGCCGUCUUCCAGCUCGACCUCAGUGACGUGUCCAUCAAAAAGAACCAGGUGCUGUGGAAGGUUCCAGAAGGUGACAUGAGACUGUGCACCUUAAAAGGAAAAUCUGCAGAGACGGACUGUCAAAACUACAUCCGGGUUCUUCAGAUUUUAGACGAGGAGCGCUUGUACGUCUGUGGAACCCAUGCCUUUCAGCCACUCUGUGAUUACCUGUCAUUAAAGAACUUUACGCUAAUGGGGAAGCAGGACGACGGCAGAGGGAAGUGUUCAUUUGACCCCACUCAUAGUUUUACCUCCGUCAUGGUCGACGGUGAGCUGUACUCAGGGACGGCAUAUAACUUCCUGGGCAGCGAGCCGAUCAUCUCCAGGUUCUCGUGGCCUCAGAGGCUCCUGCGUACAGAAUACUCCACAUCCUGGCUCAACGAGCCCAGCUUCGUGUUUGCAGACGUGAUCCGGGAGGGAAGCAACAGUCCGGACGGGGACGACGACAAGAUUUACUACUUCUUCACAGAAGUCUCCGUGGAGUACGAUUUCUUCGGAAAGCUCCUGAUUCCCCGUAUAGCCCGUGUCUGCAAGGGGGAUUUAGGAGGUCAGAGGACUCUGCAGAAGAAGUGGACAUCCUUUUUGAAAGCCAAGCUGGUCUGCUCCAUGCCCGAGCUGAAUUUCGUCUUUAACGUCAUCCACGAUGUGUUCAUCGUUAAAACCUCUGACUGGAGAGAAACCGUCAUCUAUGGCGUCUUUACCUCGCAGUGGGGAAACAUGGGCCUCUCUGCCGUGUGUGCGUAUAACAUGACAUCAGUGGACGAGGUCUUCUCUAAAGGGAAGUACAUGCAGAAGGCUACAGUGGAACAAUCCCACACCAAGUGGGUCCAGUACAACGGCAUCACGCCCUCUCCCAGACCCGGAGCAUGCAUCAACAACCAGAACCGCAUGCAGAACAUCACCAACUCCCUGCUGCUGCCCGAUAAGACGCUGCAGUUCGUGAAGGACCACCCGCUCAUGGCCGACGCCGUGCUGCCCAUCGGCCACGGGCCGCGCCUCAUCGCCAAGAACGUCAACUACACACAGAUCGUCGUGGAGAGAGUCACCGCCCUCGACAACAACGUCUACGACGUCCUCUUCGCCUCCACCGAUAAAGGGUUUCUGCACAAGUCCGUGGUGUAUGAGGGCGGGCCACACAUAAUCGAAGAGAUCCAGCUGCUGAAAAGCGCACAGCCAAUCAAAACCCUGCUGCUCUCAACACAAGAGGGCAGCUUCCUGUACGCCGGGUCGGACUCCGGCGUGGUCCAGUCUCCCACUGCGUUCUGCGAUAAAUACGUGACCUGCGAGGACUGCAUUCUUGCUCGAGACCCGUAUUGUGCCUGGGACACGCACGCCGUUUCCUGCAUUAACGUUUUUCAGAAGAAGGAUAACAGACACCACAGGAGGUUUAUUCAGAACCUGAGAGGAGAUGCAGAAGAAUGUCCAUCAGCAAGACCACGUUCCAUAGACCGGCCCGAUCAGAUGGUGGUGAAGCCGGGCAGUUCGGCGGAGCUGAGUUGCGACGUGCGCUCACAGCUGGCGCAGGUGUUUUGGAAGGUCAACGGCAAUGUCCUGACCGAGUCGCCUCACGUCCUCCUGAUGGCCGACCAGGGGUUGCUCGUCUACAGCGUCUCUCCACAGGACCAGGGCCACUACGAGUGCUGGACCGUCGAGUCUGCCGCUGGGAAGAAUUUUACCCGGCUAGUGGCCUCCUACGACCUACGACUGGAGCUUCCCGAGAUCUCUCUCGCGUCCGAUAUCUUAAACGGCGAUCCACCCACAUCACGCACCGCCGCUGCCACCACCACCGCGCCACCGCGAGGUAAUAACGGCAACAAUAACGCCGCAGGAGCUUCUCCACUAACUCCAUCCGCCCUGUCCAGCGUGCCUCCGCCCCCACUAACCCGCCCCGCUACCACGGCUAACGUCUACGCCGCGAAACCAGACACUAAACAUUAUGUACCUCCUCACGACAGCGACCCGCGAGAGCAAGGACCCGAGAUCAAAGAUCCGCAUGCGACGUACCUCCAGUACGACAACAGUAAAGCGCUGCUGUUUCUCUUCCUGCUCUUCUUCCUCCUCUUCCUGUUUGGACUGGGGUACAACUGCUACAUGCAGUACCUCCCGGGUCCAUGCCUGAGGCUCCGGGCCGCCCUGCUCGGCUCGCAGAAGAAACCGCAGCGCGAGUACGCGGCCUGCGAGGCGGGACUGAUGGACAAACCGGACCAGGCCGAACCGCAGCGUCAGAACGGAGCGAUACGGGAUACGGGAUACGAAACGGAACCGGAGUGCGGAAACGGCAAAGUGACAUCAAACAGCUACGAACAGGACAGCGAAAGUGCCUCCAAACAAGGACCGUUCGACGUCAACUGCGAAUCGCAACCGAUCGAGUACGCGGACGCCGACGCAUCGUAACGGAAACUAGCAAAAAAAAAAAUCUGAACAAAUGACUUUUUUUCCUGAUAUUUCCAUAGAUUUUAAUCCCAAAAACCUCACGUACUGAAACACGACCUUUUUUUUUCUCCUUUUUUUUUUUGUACUUUUGCUGUCUCACCUUUUCUUUUUCUCAUUUUUUUUUUUUUUUUCAAUCUCUACAAACAUUUUUUUUUUUAAGAUUUUUUUAAAAAAGCACAUGAUUCCAAAUUGGAAACAUGGUUUACCAAAUUGGUAAGUUAUCUCAAUGUUUUCCAAAUUGGAGCAAUAAUAAAAAAAAAAAUUUUUUAGGUGGGCGGAGACUGUUUUCUCUUUAUUUGAUUUUAUUUUUAAAAAAUUAUUCCCGCCCCCCGCGUCACUUCACCCUCCCUACAGUCCUGUUGUGCGCUGUUUGUCGCGGUGUCACGUGUCACUCUCAGGGACGUCCAGCGUACUCUGCCAAAUCUUUCCAGAUCAGCUGACGAAUGAAGGACAGAACCGGGGCACUCCUCUUAAACACACAAAGCGCUGGACGGAUGGACAAAUGAACAUGGACACGGUGAAGGAUAAUCGUUCCUCGCAGAUCCAGAACUAUGGACCUGGAGAUGAAAAUGCCUAAAAACAGUAUUGAGACACAAAUUUAUUAAUAAAUGGACAAACUGUGAGUCUUGGGGGCGUCUCGUAAAAUUGGUGUUCCGGGUUCUCGGUUGUUGUUACCAUGUGGUUCUUACUCACUCUCGAGAUGUGGGAGAGCUUCCAACGUUCCUCUAACAGCUCAGAUCCUGGGUUCUUUUAAUUUAUGUAGUAUAAUUUUUUUUUAACUAACAAAAUCUAAAUUUAGUUCCUUUUCACCCCUGUGUGUGUGAUUGUGUGUAAUCAGAAUUUCUUACUCUCUGUCUUUCUCUUUUUCCUUCCCCCUUGUCCACUCUCUUUCUCUCUCUUCCUGCACAGCUUGCUCAUCUUUCCCUUCCUCCUCCUCCUCCUCUUCCUCAGUCUGGAGAGGUCUGGAGGGUGGAGGUGCUCGUCUGCUCCCCCCGCUGCUGAGCGAGCAGUCUUGGGGCGUUCACUCCCACCAGGCCUUCCUCCUGUUCUGCCUGGCCGUGGGUGAGUGGUACCUCUGACCUUUGACCUCUGCAGUCUGCCUGACCUGCUCGCAGUCUCCUCAUGCCUGCUGUUGAGGUGUUUUUUCUCUCUCUCUCUCUCUCUUUGCUUUUUGCUCCAUUCUUUGUCUCUUCUCUCUUAUUUCUCUCUUUCUGUCCUCACUUUCUCACUCUGUCUGUCUCUCUCAUUCACACACCCACGCACUUAAUCCUCAAAAGAUCAUUUUCUCUCUGUCUUUAUUUCUCUCUCUGUCAAACACCCACACACUCAGUCUCCCCCCCCCCAACCACCCACCCCCCUCCAGUAUCGUCAUCUCCGUCUCUGUUCUCUUUCUGGUCACGAUACUCCACAGAAAUGCUUCCCUUUCCUUCCUGUCUGUAUUUUUCUUUCUCUUUAUCUGUGUCUCGGCGCGGCCGUCUCGAGUUCCAGGCCGUCUGAUUAAUCAGUUCUGUUAAACCUUAGAAAGGAGAGGAAGCGCUUGAGGAGUAUUGACACGAUACAGACGAUGCAUGUUGCCAAAUCUUCUGCAUAAAAAAAAAAAAUUAUAAUAAAAAAUCCUCUUACCUCCUUCACCACAUUCGUGCCUGGAGCGCUCCGUGUUGUAGAGUAUCGGUACGACUCUGGAACAUUCCGUACAACACCUCAACAGACAAUUGAUUUCAUUUCUACCUGGACGGUUCUUGGAGAAAUAAAUCAGACUUCCUUUUCUUUCAUGUUAGACCGAGUUUGCUGUUGGACGUGCCUCUGGGAGGGAAAAAAAAAACUAAAAGAAGAAGAAAAUCUAAAAACAUUUAAAAGUCAGACUGCAUGUUGAGCCCAGUGUAUAUUUCACCUGUUUCAGUAUGAUGUUCUUGUACUUUUUCCCCCUGUAUUUUUGUGUACAGUGUAAAUAUAAGUACAUAUGUAUAUUCUCUGACUGUACAUAUUUUUGUUCUUUAAAUUUUAGCUCCCUUAAUAAAUGUUGAACUCACUGACA